Molecule: messenger RNA, 1524 nt
Organism: Acanthosepion pharaonis
Lineage: Eukaryota; Metazoa; Mollusca; Cephalopoda; Sepiida; Sepiidae
Source: the annotation of a GenBank genome assembly
AUGUCAGUGAUCCGACAGAUGCACUUUAACCAACCAGUGAAAGCCACGGUGUUUGGAGUUUCCCUGGGGAUUGCACUGGUUGGGCUGCUCUCAAUCAUCUUACGGAAAAAGGGAAAGAAAAAGAAAUCUGGAGACAGAAAGACGAAUCCUCCGAGUAAGCUGUCAAAAUCCAGGUUAACUCAUGACAAUUCUAAUGGAGAUGUUUGUUGGCCCAAAGGUAGUACCAGUCCUGCCUCUGUCAGAUCCCUUGCAAGAAACAAGUCUCUUUCAGCAUCCACUUCAAACACAAGUCUAGCAUCCACAACUUCCACUCUAACACAUUCUGCAAUAGAUACCUCAAAUCUAACGGCAGCCCAGCUCUGUCAAUUGGGCCUUGAAAGCUUGGAUAUGGCUAUCUCACACUGGGAAGAUGGCCUGAACAAAUUAGCUUAUUUAGAUGAGGAUGAUGAUACAACAGAUUUGUUAGCCAUUCCAGAUUCUGAGACGAGUGCUUUACAACACCAACUGGAACACUUAUUGGAGCUGGCCUACCGUAUGCAGGAUGACUUUGAGAGAUCUUGCGAGCGACAAGCUGACCAGGCAGCACUGGACUCUGCUCUGGCUGCAUUUGCUGAGAUUGACCGUAUGCGGAUGGAGAAACAACAUAGUAUGGAUGUUGAGUCGUCAGAAGACCAGGAGUCCUUUGUAUCUGCUACAGAUAUGGCAGAUUUGUCAGAUCUUGAAACUUAUCGGGAAUUAUUCAAAAGACUUCCGCUAUAUGAAGGGGCAUUACAAGAACAUAAGUAUAAUGGCAUCACAUGUCGGACUAUGAGAACAACGAUGGUUGGUUGUUUGAAAGAUGCCGAAUUUCUUGCCAAGCUUCAUUGUCUUCGAGAAGGAUUUGAUGUUGUUUUUCGUGAUCCAGAAACUCGAAAAUGGCUGCAAGACCUUGGGAAGUCCAUAAUGGCGGGAAUAUUGCAGAAGUCUGAGAGGGACACUGAAGAGUUCUAUCAAGCUUAUCAAGAGAUGAUGGAUUACAUCAAUGACAAUUCCCACUGGCCUCAAAUGGAAGAAGAACUAAAAGAUCGAGGGGUGAAAAAGUUUACAUUUUAUGAUGUGCUUUUGGAUUUUAUACUGCUGGAUGCCUUUGAUGAUUUGGAGAAUCCUCCCAAAUCUGUUGUGGCUGUCGUUCAGAACCAGUGGCUCUCAAAUGGCUUCAAAGAAACCGCCUUGUCAACGGCUGUCUGGUCAGUGCUGAAAGCAAAAAGGAAAAUGCUAAAGUAUCCAUCUGGUUUUCUUUCUUACUUCUAUUCCAUCUCUGAACAAAUUAGCCCUGUGCUUGUGUGGGGGCUUUUGGGACCACCAUCAGAACUCAAAACUGUUUGCUGUUCCUUCAAGGAUCUGAUCUACAGAUUCAUGAAGGACAUAUUCAGUUUUGAAAAAGUGCGGUUUACCAACCAAGAAGAGCUUGCAAAGGACUUACUGGACAUCACUCGGGAACAUGCCCUGUUGGCCGAACAGGCUGUCUGCCUACCCACUCACUAG